AUGAGCCGAGGGGGGCAGAAAAGGAAACUCGCCAAAACUGGCCUCCUCCGUCUUCCUCCUGCAGAGGAUGAGGAAUCGGUUAAUAUUGCCCUGGUUUUGCUCCUGCAAAACCUAUCAGACCUAGUCGCCCAGGUCGACCUAGAAUGGGUGCCAAACCGCCACCAUUUUUCCGUGAUAUUCGGCACUGUGAUGAAUACCAUCACAGAUGGGAUCCUGCGGUCUAGAAAAGACGGCCAAGGAAUUUUCUGUCUUCUUGAAGCCAAGAAAAUGAUGCGCAGAGACAAUGACGUAAAUGUUAAGAUGCAGGAAACUGCAGAGAUCGUCGGAUGGAUUCGCUCCUCACCAGACAAGCUGGAAACAUUCCGUGGUCGCCGGUUCGUCAUCUCACAGAAUCGCCACCAAAUAUUUAUCAUCGCGGCGACAUAUGACGACGAGUAUGUGAGAUACUUGGAGGGGGCGUCGUCCGGGCCCAAGUCUUUUCUUGAGGAACAGUCUUACGGCCCGUAUGAUACUGCGGACUUGAGUGAUUUAAAAAUGUUUGCUCGUGCUGUGGUGGUGAUCACCAUGGCCGCCAACGCUACUAUAUAG
Molecule: messenger RNA, 588 nt
Organism: Talaromyces rugulosus
Lineage: Eukaryota; Fungi; Ascomycota; Eurotiomycetes; Eurotiales; Trichocomaceae
Exons: 2
Coding region: 1-588 (195 amino acids)
Source: RefSeq, a predicted model, not a curated record